This is a messenger RNA of Podospora pseudopauciseta, 486 nucleotides long. RefSeq lists its product as uncharacterized. Bases 1 to 486 code for a protein of 161 amino acids. The record is from RefSeq and is a predicted model, not a curated record. Lineage: Eukaryota; Fungi; Ascomycota; Sordariomycetes; Sordariales; Podosporaceae. The transcript has a single exon.
AUGAGCUGCUUGUUCGAGACUUCUGAGGGGUUGAACUCACGAUAUGGUCUACGUGAAAAGCGGCCAGAUUCAGGUUAUCAGGCCCUUCCUCCAGCAAACGAGAUAAGCGAGAGAAAGAAACUAGCCUUUGGGCAAGCCUUCAACACGCUACGGACCGGACCAAAGAAAACUCGUAGCGACAAAGGCAGCAAUGAAGCAGGAAAAGGUGUCUCGGCAUUAUCAAAGUUGGUAAGGGUGGCUAUUGACAAGGACAAAUUCGGGAGUUUGAUCGAUAACAUCUCCUAUUUCAUUGCCAAGCUCAACGAACUCCUACCACCGACGCUCACUUUGCUUUCCAGCAUGGCUCUUGAGAAUAUAAGCAGUAGCGGCAUGACCACAGCGGCUAUUGAGCGUGUGGCCCAUCUCAAAUUACCCCACAGGGCAUUUCUUGAGGGCGAGUUGGUGGCUGCUGCGAAGGUUACAAUGGCGACUGGAGACAUAGCUUAG